AUGUCCAAAGGUGCAUCGCAAAUGGAAAGUGAUAAAGUGAUAAAACGUGAAGUGACAGUGCCAGAUGAUGAGGAUAGACCUCAACGGGAGACCAGAUUAACGAGCAUCAUUGAUCAGCUGAGGCACCAGAAUAUGAGUAGAGGUUACAGACGUACAGUUCACAAAGGUUAUAGCGAAUUCAAAGCAGAACCGCGGUGUCCGAUACCAUCAGCAUUGUUCUCAGAUCUAAGAUUCAUUGGGAGCGAAUCUAAUUGCGCGGGCGCACCCGACGCGUGCCUUUUGUCUCGCCCGUAA
Molecule: messenger RNA, 294 nt
Organism: Leptosia nina
Lineage: Eukaryota; Metazoa; Arthropoda; Insecta; Lepidoptera; Pieridae
Source: the annotation of a GenBank genome assembly